AUCUCGAUCACGGAAAGGGAGAGAGAUCGAGAGAUGGCAAAGAGGAGAGAUGAAGAGGAGCUGAAUGUGGCGAGGAGGGGAUUCAAGGACGCGGCCAGGGAGGGGAACCACGAGGAGGAGGCUCGAUGGGCCAACGUGCUGGGGGACAUCUACAAGCAGCGCGGAGAGUACGUGGAAGCCCUCAAAUGGCUUCGGAUUGACUAUGAGGUCUCUGUGAAGCAUCUUCCCUGUAAGCAGCUCCUGCCCACUUGUCAAUCCCUUGGAGAGGUCUACCUUCGUCUGGAUCAAUUCAAAGAUGCACUCAUUUACCAGAAGAAGCACUUAGAGCUUGCAAAGGAUUCUGAUGACCUUGUUGAGCAACAAAGGGCCAGCACACAGCUUGGUCGGACAUACCAUGAAAUGUUUCUACUCUCUGAAAAUGAUCAUCAUGCCAUUAGGAACGCAAAGAAAUAUUUUAAGUCUGCUAUGAAACUUGUGGACAAGCUUAGGGAGAAUGAGUCGUGUAAAAGAUCUACUGUUUUUCUCAAGGAAUUUAUCGAUGCUCAUAACAACAUUGGUUUGCUUGAACUAGACCUUGAUAAUUUGGAGGAAGCCGAAAAAUUUCUUCUUCAAGGUUUAAAAAUCUGUGAUGAAGAAGAAAUACCUGAGAAUGAUGAUGCUCGGAGCAGGCUUCAUCAUAAUCUUGGAAAACUCUACCUGGAACUUCGUGACUGGGGAAAAGCUAGAGUCCAUAUUGAGAAAGACAUUGUAAUUUGUAAGAGAAUAGGUCAUCCGUUAGGUGAAUCAAAAGGGUUUAUUAAUCUGGGAGAAUUACAUUACAGAAUUCAGAAAUAUGGUGAGGCAAUUCGUUGCUACCAGAAGGCUCUUGAUAUUGCAAAAUUGAUGGAGGAUGAGGAUGCGUUGGUUAGUCAGAUCAACCAGAAUAUAAAGAUUGUUAAAGAAGCUGCUCAAGUGUUGGAGGAGUUAGAAAGAGAUGAGCAGGAACUUAAAAAACUGAUGAGGUCCACCUGUCGUGCACGGGGUACAUCAAAUGAGAGAAAAUGCCUGCUCGAACAGAAAGCUUGCCUGGACAGCCUCAUUGAUAAAUCAAGCACAAUAUCUGUAUGGCCGAAACAUCGAGAGUUUGCCAAAAGGAUCAAGAAAGUAGCCACUGAACUUUGUGACAAGGAAAAGUUAAGUGAUUCUUAUCUGGCAAUUGGAGAAUCAUACCAAAAGCUCAGAAACUUUAGCAAGGCUCGCAAGUGGUAUAUGAAAAGUUGGAACAUAUACAAGUCAAUUGGAAACCUUGAGGGACAAGCAUUAGCGAAGAUUAAUAUCGGUGAGGUUCUAGACUCUUCUGGUGACUGGGUUGGUGCACUGGAGGCAUUUGAGGAUGGUUACAGGCUUGCAAUUGAAGGUAAACUUCUGCCAGUUCAGUUGUCAGCUCUUGAAAACAUGCAUUACAGCCAUAUGAUUAGAUUUGACAAUCUUGAAGAAGCCAGGAAAUUGCAGCGUGACAUUCAGAAGUUAAGGCAGUUACUAAAAGAUACUGAUGCUUUAAGGAAUCGGGGAAGUGAUUACUGCUCUGAAACUGACACUGAAGGUGGUGAAUAUUCAAUUUAUUCCUCUGAUAGUUGUGGCUCACCAGACAGGCAUAAAGCUUCUGCAAGUAAAAUACAUUUGCCAAACCAUGUUGAAGAAAUUGAUGAGAAUGCUCCCUUGGUUUCACUUUUGCAUGGCAGAAAGAAAAAUUCUUUCAAUGCCAAAAUGCCUCAGAAGACCAAUAAUUCUUGUAUGCCUGAGUCCUCUAUCAGACAUACAAGCAAGUCUGAUGAUAAUCAGCAAGCAAGCGGUCGUAAGCGUCCGCGUAUCAUUGUUUCUGAUGAUGAAAGUGAUGAGCCUAUUGAAUCAGAUAGAUCUAAAAGGAGGGCUUAUGAGAGCCAUGUCGGGAACAUUGUUGCUUCUGACAUUGAUAUCAAGCUUGAAGAAACCACUGCAACCAAUGCAGUUCAGGAUCUUGCACAUCACAAUGCUGCUUCUAAGGACGUGCUCAGUUCAAGCAUGCCUGUCCAAAUCGAAGAAAGUGUUUGUUCCUUCAAAUCCAAGAAAUCUAAUUCCACCGCUGAUAAUGAUGCAGUUUUACCCAACUCAAACAGAUCUGCCGCUAGUGGAUUAAAAUCAGAUGGUAAUUGUGCUUUUGGCGACUUUCUGGCAAACCAAAAGUAUGCUGGUUUCAACUUACCAGAACAUGAGAAUGAUCAAUUUGUUGCAUUUAAGAUAGGUGAUGAAACAAUUCAACUUGAUGUAAGCUCUUUCAUAGAUGGUGACGCUUUAGACGUUGAAUCACUUAAAGUUGAAAUUGCUUGUGUAUACUUCCUUCAGCCCUCAGAGGAGAAGAGAUCAAAAGGCUUGUUGCCAGUGAUUGGACAGUUGAAGUGCUGUGGGAAAGCUUUAUGUUCCGCGGACCCAAUUGCAGAUUUGAGGCAUUUUUUAUAUGAAAAGAAUGUCGGGAUUGACGUCAUUAUUACUGGAUGGGUCCCAAAACGAUUGAUGAAGUUGUACGCUGAUAAUUGUCAGGAAAUGUCUGAGGUACCCAAUAUGAAGUUGCUGAAGAAAUUAUACAACCUCGAAGUUUCAGAGGACGAAAUCUUAAUAUCUGACUGUGCGUUGCAAGACCUAUCUAUAUCACCUUUUCUGACUGCUCUUCAGGUGCACAGAACGGUUGCAGUAUUAGACCUUUCUCAUAAUCUUUUAGGAAAUGAAACCAUGGAGAGACUUCAGCAGAUAUUUGCUCUAUCAAGCCAAAAGUAUGGCAGUCUAAUCCUAGAUUUGCACUGCAAUAGGUUUGGCCCAACUGCUUUAUUCCAGAUUUGCGAAUGCCCCGUCAUUGUUGCUCGACUGGAAGUGCUCAAUCUAUCUCAAAACCGACUUACAGAUGCAUGCAGUUCUUACCUCUGUGCUAUACUGGAAAACUGCAAAGCACUUUAUAAUUUAAACAUAGAGGCAUGUUCAAUCACAUCUAGAACUAUUCAGAAGAUAGCCGAUACAUUGCAUGAAGGGUUGGUCCUAUCACAUCUCUCAAUAGGAAAAAAUUAUCCCAUCUCUGGAAAUGCAAUGGCUAAUCUUUUAGUGAAACUGGCAUCCUUGAAAAGAUUUUCGGAACUAAGUCUUGCCGGUAUCAAACUAAACAAGGCUAUGGUUGAUGGCCUUUGUGAACUGGCUAGAUCAUCAAGUAUGUCGUCAUUGUCACUUGGAGGAACACAAAUUGGAGUUGAAGGAGCAAUAAAACUAACAGGAGCAUUAUCUAGCAGACCUCAAGAGUUGGUGAAGUUAGAUCUAUCAUGUUGUGGACUGACAUCUCCCGGUAUAACUCAGAUAUGCGCAAACAUAGCUUCGAUUGGCAGUGUCACUGAACUGAACCUUAAUGGGAGCUCAAUAGGCAGCGAGUGUUGUGAUGCACUGGCAGCAAUACUGAUGGAUCAGCAAUGUAGUCUAAAAUGUCUGGCCUUAAACAAAUGUAAUCUAGGACUUGCAGGAGUAGUACAAAUAAUUCAAGUUCUCUCAGGAAAUGAUUCACUUGAAGAACUCCAUUUGGCUGACAAUGCUGCUGUACCAUCAGAAAGAAUUAUACAAUUUGAUUUAACACCAACACGCCCAAAAUCAAAUGCUGCAGCUCCAGAGCCAGAAUGCAAAAUGAAUACAGAAGCUGAGGCGCUGGAAGUGGCUGAUAGUGAAGAUGAAGACAUGAAAAGACCUGCAUUUUCUGGGCAAGAUGGUAGUUGUGCUAGUUCUUGUCAAAAGAACUCAUUUACAUGCUGCCAACUUAUCCAAGACCUAUCUUCUGCAAUCUGUUUGGCCACUCAACUGCAGUCACUUGACCUCAGUAAAAACCGGUUUUCCGGUGAAGUUAUCGACGCAUUAUAUACUUCUUGGUCGAGUUCCCGGGCAGGUUUACAAUCUCAAAAACAUAUUGUUGCUAAAGAUCACAUCGUCCAUUUCUUCACAGAGGGAAAGAAGUGCUGUGGAAUUAAGCCAUGCUGCAAGAGAGAUUAAUUAAUAGAUGACAUUGUGACAGGUAUAUUCUUCGGUAAUAAUAUAAUUCUCUUCUCAUUUGGUGUUUAUGUAUCACAUGCAAGGCAAACAUCCUGCUAUCUGUGCAUGAGGAGGAGCACACGCGUGGUUGGCUUCACUGUCUCUUGAUAUAUUAUUAUUAUUAUUAUUUAAUCUUUUUUCUUAUCAACUU
Molecule: messenger RNA, 4222 nt
Organism: Dioscorea cayenensis subsp. rotundata (Guinea yam)
Lineage: Eukaryota; Viridiplantae; Streptophyta; Magnoliopsida; Dioscoreales; Dioscoreaceae
Product: protein TONSOKU
Biological process (GO): meristem structural organization; response to DNA damage checkpoint signaling; epigenetic regulation of gene expression
Cellular component (GO): nucleus
Molecular function (GO): protein binding
Source: RefSeq, a predicted model, not a curated record